Fulvia fulva is the source of this 1362-nucleotide messenger RNA. RefSeq names its product SET domain-containing protein 5. Gene Ontology annotation, molecular function: protein binding. Lineage: Eukaryota; Fungi; Ascomycota; Dothideomycetes; Mycosphaerellales; Mycosphaerellaceae. The coding region runs from base 1 to 1362 and encodes 453 amino acids. The record is from RefSeq and is a predicted model, not a curated record. The transcript has 3 exons.
AUGGACGGCUCAAUUCAACAUGUGUACUUUUUCCUCGACAACAAGACUACCCAGAACAACAAGCGCAAAGACUCAUCGACUGCAUCUACUAUUGUGCACAGCAGCGCAUACGAAGUACCACCAUUCGACCCCAAGGAGCGCGCCGCUAUGAGCAAGCGUACCGUCGCGACUCGCGGCGCUUCAGAGAGCUCCAGCGACAACUCCAGCACAAACUCCAGAUCCCCUUCCGCAACCCUGUCAGCUACGGCGCCGCCUUUCAUACCACAGAACCGCCCUACAAGCGCCACGGACCUCUUCGAAAUCGCAGCGGCUCCAAGGAAGGGUCUCGGGAUCUUUGCGAAGAAGUCAAUCAAGCGCGGCACUCGCAUCAUCUGCGAGGCACCUCUCCUGCGCAUUACCAGUAACGACCCACCCUUGGCAUGGGAGCAGUAUCAGAAGUUGACUCCGCAAUUGAAGCAUGAGUACGACCAGCUCCACCGAUUCCACCGUACUGAGCUCGAUCUCGAGCGAGAGGCGCGCCAACGUCUCCCUGGCUCAAACGACAGCAAUGUGCUGGCCGAGCAGGUCGCCGUCAUGGAACGCUUCAGCGCGAACAAUUUCCUCAUCGCCGGUGGCCACCACGCCGUCUUUCUCCUGUCAUCUCGACUGAACCACUCCUGCGAGCCGAACGUCUUCCAGUCCUUCAACCCGACUCUAGGCAUGAAGACCGUGUACGCUAUGCGCGACAUUGAAGCAGGAGAGGAGCUGGUCACCAACUACAUAGGACGUGAGUGCCACUACCUAGUCCGCAUCCAACGCUGGGAGAUCUUCCGAUCUCAAUGGGGCUUCACGUGCCAGUGCGACGCCUGCACAGAUACGACUGGUCGGUCGGACAACCGUCACAUGCUCCUGACAAACCUCUUCACGGGCCUCCAAGAGUUCGAACAGGGCAACAGCACUUCAUGCAAUCCAUUUCUGCCAUCGAACAUCGUAGUCGCUCUCGAUCAUGCCCAAGACAUUCUCAGCAUCUGCCUCGAAGAGAAGAUGUAUGGCAUGGAGCUCUGCACAGCACAUCGCAUGAUCUCCAGCUAUGCUCUGGACCUUCAGGAUUUCCACACAGCUUGGGAAGCGGCUAAGAACGAGCACGAAGUGGAGCGCAACCUUAUGGGCACGGAGUUGGACGAUCUCAAGGCGAAGGGUGCUGGCAGUGAGGUGUGGAUGGCCCACGUCUACAAGGUGAUGAAGCAGGCUGGAUUCAAUUCAGAGCAGCGCCGGAAGAGAAACAAGAAGCACAACAACAAGAAGAAGCCACAGAAGGAGAACCGGGAGAAGAACGAGAGCAAGUCGCACAAGAAGGGUGCAAGGGCUCCAAAGGCUACCUAG